UCCUUCGACUGAAAUUUCAUCAUACGUCAAUAUUGUUUGUACGUGGAUAUACCCUCCUUACGUCACAUUGUUAUUGUAUAUCCCUCCGCGCGCCACGGCUAUCAUUAGCAUCGUUUGUUGUUGUCGUGCGCGGUUUGUCAGCGAUUUUCUAUCCUCCGAGCUUUGAACGAGCGAGCGACCGACUUGUUGUCUGUCAUCUCUCGUAAAGAUGAAGUUCCAGUAUAAAGAAGAGCACCCUUUUGAGAAAAGGCGGUCCGAAGGCGAGAAGAUUCGGAAGAAGUAUCCGGACAGGGUUCCCGUCAUCGUGGAGAAAGCCCCCAAAGCCAGAAUAGGUGAUCUGGACAAGAAGAAGUAUCUCGUCCCCUCCGACUUGACAGUGGGCCAGUUUUAUUUCCUCAUCCGGAAAAGAAUCCACUUGCGAGCCGAGGACGCCCUUUUCUUCUUUGUAAACAACGUCAUUCCGCCCACUUCGGCUACUAUGGGACUCUUGUACCAGGAGCACCACGAAGAGGAUUUCUUCCUCUACAUUGCCUACAGCGACGAGAGCGUUUACGGGAGCAGCCAAAGGAAAAUGUGAUUCCGCCCGCCCUUCCCCGCUCGCUUCCCCGCACGCGUACAUACAUCCAUUGGGAAUAUUUAAUCUAGCUCAGCAGUUUGGAGUUCACAGAGCAAAAUGGCGUCAGAUGCACUUUCACCGCCCGUUCAGCUCCGUUUAGUCUCACCUUGUAUCCAUUUCUCUGCUACGGAACUAUUAUAUUGACGAAGAGUCAUUGUGGUUAUUGUUCAUUUUAGGUGGCUUUAUUUACUGUAUUGUGAAGCCGAGUGCAAUUUUUUCCCCCCUUUUUUUUUUUUAUUUUUAAAAAAAGAA
Corythoichthys intestinalis (scribbled pipefish) is the source of this 868-nucleotide messenger RNA. RefSeq names its product GABA(A) receptor-associated protein b (gene gabarapb). Bases 209 to 577 code for a protein of 122 amino acids. Gene Ontology annotation, cellular component: cytosol; autophagosome; autophagosome membrane. The record is from RefSeq and is a predicted model, not a curated record. Gene Ontology annotation, molecular function: ubiquitin protein ligase binding; GABA receptor binding. The transcript has 4 exons. Lineage: Eukaryota; Metazoa; Chordata; Actinopteri; Syngnathiformes; Syngnathidae. Gene Ontology annotation, biological process: macroautophagy; autophagosome assembly; autophagy of mitochondrion.